Neurospora tetraspora is the source of this 921-nucleotide messenger RNA. Its product is annotated as beta-lactamase-like protein. Gene Ontology annotation, biological process: secondary metabolite biosynthetic process. The coding region runs from base 1 to 921 and encodes 306 amino acids. NCBI's taxonomy places the organism in Eukaryota, Fungi, Ascomycota, Sordariomycetes, Sordariales, Sordariaceae. The record is from RefSeq and is a predicted model, not a curated record. The transcript has a single exon.
AUGUCUUCAUCAGCAGCCAAACCACCAAUUAUCCCCCUCCCCGAAGUCACCCGCCUCAGCCCGGCCGUUAUCCGCAUCCUAGGCGGCAACCCCGGCAAAUUCACACUCCAGGGAACCAACACCUACCUAGUCGGCACCGGCCCGCAGCGUCUCCUCAUCGACUCAGGCGCCGGCGAGCGCUCCUGGAUAUCCGCCCUACAACGGACCCUCGCCGAGGAAAAGGCUCACCUAUCAGCCGCCAUCAUCACCCACUGGCACCACGACCACACGGGCGGGAUCCGGCACCUGCUCGACUGGAACAGCAACAUCAAAGUCUACAAGAACCAACCCACCUACCUACCAGGCCACCACGGCAGCCCCGUGUCUCUUGAGCAAAUCGGCACCGAAACACUACUUCCCAUCGAAGACGGACAAGAGUUCAGCGUAGAGGGCGCCACGCUGAAAGCGGUGCACACCCCCGGCCACACGGUCGAUCACAUGGUUCUCCACCUGGCCGAGGAGGACGCGCUCUUCACGGGCGACAACGUGCUGGGGCACGGGACGGCCGUGUACGAGGAUCUGGGGACGUACCUGGACAGUCUCGAGCGCAUGAGGGGGCUGUUUAAAGGGAAGGGAUAUCCGGGCCACGGACCGGUGGUGGAGGACGGGCCGGCAAAGAUUGUCGAGUAUAUCCGGCAUCGGCAGCAGAGGGAGGAACAGGUGAUCGAGACGUUGCGCGCGUUUACUGCCAAGGAGGAUGAUGGCGAUGGAUGGACGCCGAUGGAACUUGUCAAGAUUAUUUACCAGGGCGUGCCGGAAACGUUGCAUAUACCGGCUGCUGGAGGGGUGACGCAGAUCCUUCAUAAACUGAGAAAGGAAGGGAAGGUGACGACUGCUGGUGGUGGUGAUAGAUGGCGGCUGAUUGAUCGAUCGGCCUUGUGA